AUGCAUCUUCUCCAACAAGUCACCGCCGCUUCGGCCUUUGCGUCAAUUGUAGCCGCUGCUCCUUAUCCAUUGGUCUCCAAGCGUUCAAGCAAUGUGACAGGCGCCGCCAAAUUCACCGUCCCUCAGGGUCCACCGAAGCUCCAAGGCAAGAAGAUAGCCGGUCCUAUUGCCCUGGCGCGCGUCUACGGGAAAUAUGCUAGGAUUGGAGCGAAUGCACCAGCCAAAGUCAACGCGGCCGCUUCUAAGGCUGCGGGAACCAACGAUGGAACGGUGGUUGCCAGCCCGGAGCAAUACGAUCAGGCUUAUCUCGAGUCUGUCACUGUUGGCGGUCAGACUUUGAACUUGGACUUUGACACUGGAUCGUCUGAUCUAUGGGUCUUCUCAUCCGAGCUGCCCGCAAACGAGCAGACCGGCCACAACAUUUACAAUCCCGCCAGCUCCAAAACCUCCAAAGUCGACACCGGCGAGACGUGGAGUAUCAGUUACGGAGACGGCAGCUCAGCCAGCGGCAACGUCUACACUGACGUCGUCAACAUCGGCGGUACCACCGUCACCGGCCAGGCCGUCGAAUUGGCCGAGACCAUCAGCUCGGAGUUCGCUCAAGACCAGAGCGAUGGCCUCCUCGGCCUCGCCUUCAGCUCCAUCAACACCGUCACCCCCAACCAGCAACAGACCUUCUUCGCCAACUCCGAGUCCAGCCUCGAAUCCCCGCUCUUCACCGCCAACCUGAAGAAGGGCGAGCCCGGUAGCUACAACUUCGGCUACGUCGACUCCAGCGAGUACACGGGCGACAUCACCUACACCGCCGUGGACAACUCCCAGGGGUUCUGGGGCUUCACCUCCAGCGGGUACGCCGUCGGCUCCGGAUCCGCCGUCAGCGAAAGCAUCCCCGCCAUCGCCGACACGGGAACGUCCCUCCUCCUCCUCCCCGACGACCUCGUCUCCGCCUACUACGCGCAGGUCUCCGGAUCCUCCAACAGCCAGACGGACGGCGGGUACAUCUUCGCCUGCUCCGCCGCCCUCCCCGACCUCACGCUCCAGAUCGAAGGCUACGCGGCCGUGGUCCCGGGUAGCUACCUCAACUACGCCCCCGCCUCCGAGAGCGGGAGCUGCUUCGGCGGGCUCCAGAGCAACGACGGCAUCGGGCAGUCCAUCUUCGGUGAUGUCUUCCUCAAGUCGCAGUUCGUCGUCUUCGAUGACGCGUCUGGAGGCCCUCAGCUUGGGUUCGCGGCCAAGGAUCUGUAG
Molecule: messenger RNA, 1245 nt
Organism: Letharia columbiana
Lineage: Eukaryota; Fungi; Ascomycota; Lecanoromycetes; Lecanorales; Parmeliaceae
Exons: 2
Coding region: 1-1245 (414 amino acids)
Biological process (GO): proteolysis
Molecular function (GO): aspartic-type endopeptidase activity
Source: RefSeq, a predicted model, not a curated record